AUGGGGGUGUGUGUUCCUCAGCUAUGCGGAAGGCUGCUCCUGCUCGGGGCAGCCACCCUGGCUGUGUCUGCCCUGGAGACCGCCGACUUGGUGCACCUGUGCGGGCAGACGUGGCAGGGACCCGGCAUGCUGCUGCGCUCACACUCCACGUCACGCAAGUUCUACUUCGUGGCUCCGGACACCGACUGUAAGCUCUGGAUACAGGCAGCAGACCCUGGUGACAGGAUCCACCUCCAGUUCCGCUUCUUCCUGGUCUACAGUCUGAUGUCUGCGUCCCCGACGCUCCCAGCUCCCAAUGCCUCCACCCCAGAGCCCUCAGACCCUUGCGUCCCUGGCUCCUACUUGCAGCUCUACGAGGGCCCACCUGAGGCGGCCCAACCCCUGGGGACCCCUCUCUGUGGCUUGACCAUUCCCGUCCCUGUCAUCUCGUCUGGACACUUCCUUGGCCUGCGCCUGGUCACCAGAGGCCGCCAGCCCCGAGUGGACUUCGUGGGUGAAGUCACCUCUUUCCGGUUGGGACCCUGUGGGGCCUACUUCCGCUGUCACAAUGGCAAGUGCAUCCCCCCGAGCCUGGUGUGUGAUCGCUGGAGCAUAGACAACUGUGGCGACGGCAGUGACCAGGCCUCCUGGGCACCGGCCAAUUGCAGAGCUCCCUCCCCAGUGCCCAGCCACACAGGAAGCUCUGCCAUGGACAGCUCCAAGUCCCCGCCUCUCAGGUCUGCAGGAACCCUCCAGAUUACAUCUCAGGGGAGUCCCCCAGAGGCCUGGGGCCGUGCACCCCAGGACACAGCUUUGCAAGAUGAGUAG
Messenger RNA from Ochotona curzoniae (black-lipped pika), 807 nucleotides. It is a transcript of the gene LDLRAD2, whose product is annotated as low density lipoprotein receptor class A domain containing 2. Gene Ontology annotation, molecular function: protein binding. Bases 1 to 807 code for a protein of 268 amino acids. The transcript is spliced from 5 exons. The record is from RefSeq and is a predicted model, not a curated record. NCBI's taxonomy places the organism in Eukaryota, Metazoa, Chordata, Mammalia, Lagomorpha, Ochotonidae.